UUCGAGAUACUAGGGCUAAGGCAUCACACGGGAAAGUGAGAUUGCUCGAAAGAUGGCGUCCUUCACAGUCCCAAAACAGUUUUUAAACGAGGCUCCAAUGGAUGGUGCAGAGGAGGAUCAUAAUUUAGGGUUUAUGGAACCCGGUAAGAUCCUCGGUAGGGAGGAUGGAUGUCUUGAACGCUGCAGACCGAACCGAGUUAUAUCCAAGACACCUGGUCCGGAGGUGAGCACAUAUGAUUAUGUAAUGAUGGAGGUCAAAAGAAUGAAUAAAAAUUUCAAGAGGGAAAUUGAAAGGGAAAUUGCCAAGCUAAUUGCAAAGCAAGAAGAAGAAGAAGCGCAGACCAAAAAAGAUGGUGGAGAGGAGGAUCAAAACUUGGGAUUUAACAAACCUAGUCAGAUCAUGGAUAGGGAGGAGGAAUAUCUUAAAUGCGGGAGACUUGACAACGUUCCAUCUCCCGAAAGGAAUGACCGUUUUUGGGAUAAGACACCUGGUCCGGAGGUCAGAGCAUAUGCUGAUGUUUUGAAGGAGAAGGCCCUCAACAGUCAUAAGGAAGAUUUGUUGAGGGGAAUUGCAAACAAGCAGGAAGAAGGGAAGGAAAGGUUGGGAGCAGUCUCAGGAUGUGAAAACAGUGUGAAGUAAAAAAUAAGGCCAAGUGAUACCUUCCUGGAAGGACCUACCAACAAUGCAAACCGAAAAGGGACCUGUGAAACAUGCUGUAGUGAUUUAAAAUGAUUAUUAUUAUUUCCUUUUUAAUUUGUGUGUGUGUUAGUUUUUAAUCAUGGGUUAGUUGUUGGGUACUUGGGUUACUUAAAAAGUGCUUCAUGCACUAAUUAGCAGUUAAGUUUACCUGUUAUUGGGCGUGUUAUUCUUGUUGCCUUGGAACCUAAAACCUCUUUACUAGGCACUUAGCAUGCCUAUUUCAAGAUUUCCAUCAUGGAUUGAACUUAAUUGCCUUGUUUAUUAUUUUCAUAA
Messenger RNA from Cuscuta epithymum, 973 nucleotides. The record is from the annotation of a GenBank genome assembly. NCBI's taxonomy places the organism in Eukaryota, Viridiplantae, Streptophyta, Magnoliopsida, Solanales, Convolvulaceae.